AUGCCUGCCGCCUCAGUCGCCUCCGCGCCCGUGAACCGCACAACCAACCGUGCCCCAGCAUCGCGAACCAAGAAAGCCACCGGCACAGCGACCAAGAAGGCUCAACCCACCAGCAAUGGCGCGCCCAACGGCGCCAACCCCAACAUGUCGCCGUACACGAUAAUGGCGUCCAGGAUCGCCAACCGCGUCGCCGAAAUGGCUGAGAACAUCACAUUCGUCGAGCGCGAGAGACCUGGCCAACAACCUGCCCAGCAGACCCCCUCGCCCUCCAGCACCACCAAGAAGCCCCCCCGCAAGCUUGAAAUGCGGCUGCCCAACAACGGGCAGUCGCCCACGAAUGUGACCUUCAGCGCGCCGUUCCUCGACAACACGUUGGCCAAGCUGCUGACGCUGCAGAACCGCAUGCUCAAGGUGAGCAACGACAUUGCGGCGAGCGCAGAUGUGGACGAGCAGACGAAGCAGGAGCAGUUUGCGCAGAGCGCCGAGUUGUCGCGGAUUAUUGCGCUGAUUUGUAGUGAGAAGGCUAGGCAGGGGGCUUAG
Messenger RNA from Parastagonospora nodorum SN15, 540 nucleotides. RefSeq lists its product as hypothetical. The record is from RefSeq and is a predicted model, not a curated record. Bases 1 to 540 code for a protein of 179 amino acids. The transcript has 2 exons. Lineage: Eukaryota; Fungi; Ascomycota; Dothideomycetes; Pleosporales; Phaeosphaeriaceae.